Messenger RNA from Puntigrus tetrazona (Sumatra barb), 522 nucleotides. Lineage: Eukaryota; Metazoa; Chordata; Actinopteri; Cypriniformes; Cyprinidae. The record is from the annotation of a RefSeq genome assembly.
AUGACUUAUACUAUAUCUAUAUUAUUAGUAGCUUUGAUUAUUGGUCUUAUUGCUGUUGCCUCUAAUCCUUCUCCAUAUUUUGGUGCAUUUGGUUUAGUUAUGGUAGCUGGGGUUGGGUGUGGGGUUUUGGCUUGUCACGGGGGUUCUUUUCUAUCAUUGGUUCUUUUUUUAAUCUACUUAGGUGGGAUGCUUGUAGUUUUUGCUUAUUCAGCGGCUUUAGCUGCUGAUCCUUUCCCGGAGGCUUGAGGUAGUCGCCCGGUGUUAAUUUAUGUGUUUAUUUAUUUGUCAGGUGUUGGUUUAAUGGCUUUAUUUUUUUGUGGUGGUUGGUAUGAAGGUUCUUGGGUAAUUGUGGAUGGAUGAGGGGAGUUUUCUGCGUUAUGUGGUGACUUAGGUGGUGUGGCCGUAAUAUACUCGUUUGGUGGGGGUAUGCUGGUAAUUUGUGCUUGAGCAUUGCUUUUAGCGUUAUUUGCUGUAUUAGAGCUUAUUCGUGGCUUAAGCCAUGGGGCUAUUCGUGCGGUUUAA